Molecule: messenger RNA, 765 nt
Organism: Symbiodinium natans
Lineage: Eukaryota; Dinophyceae; Suessiales; Symbiodiniaceae
Source: the annotation of a GenBank genome assembly
AUGCCACGCUACAUCUACGUCUACUCGAUCACAACAGUCCAGGAUCGCUUUCCUCAGUUCCGCAACUUUUUGACACCAGCUUGGCAGGUCGAUCGAAAAUGGCAAAGGGCCGAGCCCGGCUCGUGUCGGCCAGUCUUGCCGGCCGCCUGUGUGCGGGCUGCCAUCAGCGUAGGGCUUCUUUGGGGUUGGUUUAAGUGGGCGGGGUUGAUUAUAAUAGGUUUCUUGGCCAUGUUGCAUCCGGGAGAGCUUGUGGACCUCACUCGGAAAGAUCUAGUUUUCCCUGCAGACACGCUUGGUCACACACGAAGCUUGUUCAUACACCUUCGGCGUCCCAAAACCUCCCGAUUUGCCCGGCGCCAGCAUGGCCGCAUCGACGACGAGAUUGCAAUCGCCUACUUGUGGUCUUUGGUUGUAGGUUUAGGACCCGAUGAUAAGGUUUACCCCGCCUCACUGUACUCCUUUCACCGGCAGUGGAAUGCCAUCAUGGAUCGAUUGGGCCUCCCAAGCUGGGCUGCAGACAAAGGAGCCACGCCUGGCAUGUUGCGAGGUUCUGGAGCAACGCACUACUACAUUGCGACCGAAGACAUCCCUUGGCUGGCAUGGCGAGGCCGAUGGGCCCGCGCGCGCACACUGGAAUGUUACCUACAGGAGGUAACAGCUCAGAUUCUCUUGAGUGAGGUCACGCCCAUUGCACGGGCGCGCAUUAAGCAAUUGGAUCGUGCAGCCGACAGCUUGCUUUGUUAUUUCUCGGGUGCUUCGCAGUAA